Messenger RNA from Fragaria vesca subsp. vesca, 814 nucleotides. RefSeq lists its product as uncharacterized. The record is from RefSeq and is a predicted model, not a curated record. The transcript has a single exon. Lineage: Eukaryota; Viridiplantae; Streptophyta; Magnoliopsida; Rosales; Rosaceae. The coding region runs from base 1 to 720 and encodes 239 amino acids.
AUGGCUAAACCCAAAGUGAAAGAGUGCUUGGAAGAGCUCUUGAAGUUCACCCUUGAAUCUCACAUAAAGGGUACCCUGGAAAUCGACCUAGCCUUGCCAACUGACUUCUGCUCUCAUCUCCUCAACAACCCGAAAAUCGACACCACCAAUUCCACACAGGAAGAAGGAAAGGAAAAAACCCCAAAUCCUUUAUACAAGCAACUAGCACUAGCCCUAUUCGAAUCCAUCACUUCCAAUGCAUGUUCUGAGACACAUAGUUUCGAUCAGGGUUCUAAAAUCCUAAACACUCUCAAGUCUGUGGACUUUGAACUCCAUGUUCAGGAGCCCUUUUUCACACAAAUCAAAGACGGCCUAAAGACAAUAGAAGGAAGGUGCAAUGUUGGUGACUACAGUCGAAUCGGAUCAGGAGCACUGAUCCUCUUCAACAAAUGCCUGAUUGUCGAGGUUAAGGAGGUCCGAUCGUAUGGUUCGUUCUCGGAUAUGUUGAAGGCAGAGAGCCUGGAGAAGGUUCUUCCUGGUGUGAAAACCAUUGAAGAAGGUGUUCAAGCCUACAGGAGAUUCUACACUGAAGAAACUGGAAGGUCCAAUGGUGUCAUUGCCAUAUGCAUCGAGAAAUUGCCUGCCCAAGUCUACAUGUAUUUUGCUAAAUUAUUGUCCGAUUUGGGUUGUGAGGGUAUUCAAAGCCUCUUGCAGCUCAAUUCACAUGAAUUCAGUGUCUAAAUUUGUAGCUUUAUCAGCAAUUUACUAAUGAGAAACAUCUUUUUUUAAUUUUUGAGCAAUUUCUGAGCAAGGAAACAAAGCAUAAGAUCUGAAA